AUGGCAAUACUCUUGAUUCAUCUGCGCCGCAUUCUGCUUCUGGUCACGGUCGUCUAUCUGGCAGGAGUGUUCGUGCGACGGCUACUCUACGGCGGUACAGCGGCCGUGCUGCGUUCCUCGCGAUCUGCCGGGAGUUUCCUGUUCGCCAAACGGCUUCACCUGCAGCCCUGGUUUUACAUCUACACGUUUUAUCUGUACGCGCUGGUGGACGGCAUCGUCGACUGGAACCAGCUGAAUCUAUUCGAUGUCUUGCACCGAUAA
Messenger RNA from Anopheles nili, 261 nucleotides. RefSeq lists its product as uncharacterized. The transcript has a single exon. Lineage: Eukaryota; Metazoa; Arthropoda; Insecta; Diptera; Culicidae. The record is from RefSeq and is a predicted model, not a curated record. The coding region runs from base 1 to 261 and encodes 86 amino acids.